Molecule: messenger RNA, 1948 nt
Organism: Miniopterus natalensis
Lineage: Eukaryota; Metazoa; Chordata; Mammalia; Chiroptera; Miniopteridae
Source: RefSeq, a predicted model, not a curated record
ACGUGAGCGAGGGCCCGGUGGGCGGCGCCCUGCUGGACUCCCUGCGGAGCUGCACCGAGGCCUUCUUCCUGGGCCUGCAGGUCAGGUGCCUGCCCGCAGUGGCCGCUGCAUCCAUCCGCUGCUCCUCCCGCCCCACUCAGGACUCUGACAGGCUGCAGCUGCACACAGAUGGCAUCCUGUCCUUCCUGAGGACCCGCAAGCCGGGCGACGCGCUGUGUGUGCUGGGCCUCACGCUGUCCGACCUGUACCCCCGCGAGGCCUGGCGCUUCACCUUCGGCACCUUCCUCCCCGGGCAGGAAGUGGGCGUCUGCAGCUUUGCCCGGUUCUCCGGGGAGCUCCCGCAGGGGUGGCCCGGAGCCCGGGAUCCAGCCCCGGCACAGAUGGCAGCAGAAGACCCGGAGACUGCCCUGCAGGACAGAGGCCGCGCCCUGCGCUUCAGCGCCCUGGGGAUGGUCCAGUGCUGCAAGGUCACGUGCCAUGAGCUGUGCCACCUGCUGGGCCUGGGGAGCUGCCGCUGGCUGCGCUGCCUCAUGCAGGGGGCUCUCAGCCUGGACGAGGCCCUGAGGCGGCCCCUGGACCUCUGCCCCAUCUGCCUGCGGAAGCUGCAGCACGUCCUGGGCUUCCAGCUCGUGGACAGGUACAAGAGACUCUACACCUGGACCCAGACCGUGGCGGGGAAGUGGCCGGGCCAGGAGGCAGGGGAGCCGUCGUCGGUGUGGGAGGACACCCCGCCCUGCAGUGCCGACUCGGGCUUGUGUGGUGAGAGCGACGUGGAGCCAAGCACCAGCCUGUCGGAGCCCCUCACCCCCGACACGUGGACCCCCGACAAGUGGACGCCCGCCUGCUUGGCAGAGCUGGAGCCCGAGGACGGGCUGGGCUCCCUGGUGGUCUCGGAGGUCCCGCCGCAGCUCGGAGCCCCGGCGGAUGCCGUCUGGGAGCACGAACAGUGGCUGGAGACCUGCAUCCGGGCCCUGGAGAGGGAGGUGACUGAGGAGGAGCUGGCACAGGUGGACAGGGCUGUGGACGCCCUGGCGCGGUGGGAGAUGUUCACGGGGAGGCUCCCAGCCCCCAGGCAGGACCUGGGCUGUGGCAGCGAAGCCUCGGGCCUGCGCAAGGUGCUGGGGGACAAGCUCUCCUCCCUGAGAAAGAGGCUGUCCGCGCGCAGACUGUCCAGGGCAAGCCCUUCUCCCUGUCGCGGGAAGGCCGGGGACAAUUAGUCCAGCAGUGUGUCCUAUCCAACACCUGGCUUCCCCCAGGACACCAGUGCCUGGAGCCAUCCAGUGACCAGGGCCCCAGGGGUCAGGGUCCCUCAGAAGCCGAGGAACAUCUGUCUUCAGAGGCUAUUCAAGCCCUGUGUCCUACUGACCAUGCGCUCCCAGGCCCCACUCAGCCUGGCAGGGUCCCCAGGGUCCCAGCCUGGACCUCACGGUGGUGGCGAGUCUCUGGGCCCGUGAGCCCCUCUGGCAUCUACCGCAGCUCCUGAGGACCAUCACCAGGGCCCCUCUCUGAGGGACCAAGGGGCCUGCUUCUGUCGACAGUGUCCCUCCCCACAGAAGGGUCACUCUCUGCGGCGCUCACAGCAUCGGGUCCUUCGGGGCUUCACACGGGCGUCCCGCGCCAGUUCCGGAUGCCACCGCCCCCCGAGCACAGGCCUCCGAGGCCUGCCGUGUCCUGUGACAACGCUGCAGGAGGCGGGUAUCUGACACAGGCGCUGGGACUGGCCAGUCAGUGUUCCUGCGACCCUCUGUCUGCACUGACUUUGUCCAGUUCUGUCCAUCACCCCCGUGGGCAUAACAGUCUGCACCUGACUGUGGACCUGCUGGUCCCCCCAAUGCUGUGACUUCUGUUGUUAUUAAUUCUCACCUGAGGACAUUUUUCCCAUUGCUUUUCAGAGAGCGUGGAAAGGAGGGGGGGAGAGGGAAACACCAGCGUGAGGGACACGCACGCU